AUGUUCCUGAGUGCUAUAGGCUAUAAAACAUCACGCUACGAUCUAACAGAGCAGCGAGUGAAAACGCUCGACAGAAUGGAAUCCAAUGACAUUAGAUUAGGAUUUGCUACACCUUAUUCGAAGAAAAUUUACAGUGCUAUCAAAAUUGCGAACCCAGCGUUAUGGCAAAGAGAAGAUGACGUCCUGAUCAGCUCACCAAAUCACGAACUAAUAGAUGCAGUGUACAUUACAGAUCUACGACCAGAGAAAGAUGGUAUAUCAUAUAUUGAAGCUGGUGGAAUCGGAAGUAAAACAGUAACAAUCGCUUUGAAGAGUCCGUCACUUUUACGAGGAUAUAAAUUUGCUAUUGAAGUUUAUGCACAGAGUUUACACCACGGAUACGGAACGAAUAUUUUGCCGGUUCAAGGUGCUGGGUAUCCAAGAGCUGGUUUGAGUGGAUAUGGGAGUCAAUAUCCUGGAUAUCCAACUGCUUAUUCUCCUGUAGGAGUGUAUCCAAAUAGCCCGAUAGUUGGCAAGAAGUGA
This is a messenger RNA of Spodoptera exigua (beet armyworm), 522 nucleotides long. The record is from the annotation of a GenBank genome assembly. Lineage: Eukaryota; Metazoa; Arthropoda; Insecta; Lepidoptera; Noctuidae.